AUGCGCCACAUUCCGGCAUGGUUCGUGGCCUGUCUGGCUGCGGCCACCGCCUCGGCCUCUGCCCCGACUUGCAGCACCGACAGCAAGUGUCCGGAAGAGUAUCCGUGCUGCUACAGCGGACAAUGUGGUGUAGGAACCUACUGCCUGGGAGGUUGCAACCCUCUUGAAUCGUACUCGCUCGACAGCUGCACGCCCGAGCCAAUUUGCAAGAAUCAGACCUACACGUUUACGAACAUGGACAAUGCGGUCCUGUACGACCACUACCUUGGUAACGCCUCCGAAUACGAUUGGGUGUACAGCGGCUACCCCAAGAUCAAGAAUGAGAGUCUGUGGUUGACGAUGCCCAACGGCACGACGGGCAGUCUGUACUCCCUCAAUCAUUACAUCUGGUACGGCAAGAUCUCGGCCAAGAUCAAGAGCAGCCGGACGCAGGGUGUUGUGACGGGUUUCAUUCUGAUGUCGGAUGAUUUUGAUGAGAUCGACCUUGAAUGGGUUGGAUACAAUCUUUCGAGCGCGCAGACAAACUUUUACUUCCAGGGCGUGGAGAACUAUACCAAUGAGGUCAAUGCCGCCGUGUCUACCGGCAACACCUUUGACGAAUGGCAUACCUACACGAUCGACUGGAAGCCCGAUGUGCUGGAGUGGCUCAUCGAUGGCACUGUGAUGCGCACCCUGACCAAGAACUCUACCUACAACGCCACCUCGGGUAUCUACCAAUACCCGCAGACUCCAUCCCGGCUGGAGAUGUCUAUCUGGCCCGGUGGCUCGGAGGCCGAGGGACAGGGUACCAUUGAAUGGGCCGGCGGUCUCAUCGACUGGGACAGCACGGAUAUCAAGGAGUACGGCUACUUCUAUGCGCAAUACAAGGACAUCACGGUCGAGUGCUACCCUGCCCCGUCUGGCACCAUCGACAAAGGUGACACAUCCUACGUGUACACGAGCGACAGCGGUCUCUCGGACACCAUUGAACUUUCCGGCAACAGCACCGUGCUUUACAACCUGCAGGAUACUGGCUUGAACAUGACGGCUGGCACCAAGAUGUCUGAUUCUGCCACGGCCUCGGGAUCCAGCUCUGGAGCCAGUAGCACCGGCGGCAGCAGCAGCAGCAGCAAGAAGGAGAGUGCGGCAUCCGGCUAUGGUGAGCGCGUGAUGGAGGGAUCGGUGCUUGCGGCCGUUGGUGCCGUUGUUGCACUGGGUCUGUUUUAG
Aspergillus niger is the source of this 1206-nucleotide messenger RNA. RefSeq lists its product as uncharacterized. Gene Ontology annotation, molecular function: hydrolase activity, hydrolyzing O-glycosyl compounds; glycosyltransferase activity. Lineage: Eukaryota; Fungi; Ascomycota; Eurotiomycetes; Eurotiales; Aspergillaceae. The record is from RefSeq and is a predicted model, not a curated record. The coding region runs from base 1 to 1206 and encodes 401 amino acids. The transcript has 3 exons. Gene Ontology annotation, cellular component: fungal-type cell wall. Gene Ontology annotation, biological process: carbohydrate metabolic process; fungal-type cell wall organization.